Apiotrichum porosum is the source of this 1404-nucleotide messenger RNA. RefSeq names its product erg24, C-14 sterol reductase (gene ERG24). The record is from RefSeq and is a predicted model, not a curated record. Gene Ontology annotation, cellular component: endoplasmic reticulum membrane. Gene Ontology annotation, molecular function: Delta14-sterol reductase activity. Gene Ontology annotation, biological process: ergosterol biosynthetic process. Lineage: Eukaryota; Fungi; Basidiomycota; Tremellomycetes; Trichosporonales; Trichosporonaceae. The transcript has 4 exons. The coding region runs from base 1 to 1404 and encodes 467 amino acids.
AUGUCUUCCGCAGACAAGGGCGAAGUCACCACGACCAUCACGGCGACGACGCACGUCACCCUCCCUCCCAGGUCCAACGCCGAGCUCAACCCGAAAUCCAAGGCCACCGAAUUCUUUGGUCCCAUCGGCACCGCCGCCGUCACUUUCGGCACUCCCUUUACUGCCUACGCCUUGUUCUACACCUGCAAUGAGGUGACCGGAUGUGCUCCUUCGGGCGCUGCUGGGUGGCAGACCAUGUUUGACAAUCUCGCGCACUGGCCCACUGUCGCCGGCCAGUGGUGGGACUGGACCGCCGCGGGCGUCUACCUUGCGUGGUACACUUGGGUCGUUGUCUGCUGGGCCGUCCUGCCUGGAGAGUGGGUGGAGGGUAACCUCCUCCGCGACGGCUCGCGCAAGAAGUACAAGAUGAACGGUCUCUGGGCUCUCAUCCUCACCCUUGGUGUCGUUGCCGGUGUCCUUGCCAACCCCGGUGGCAUCGACCGCUUUACCUGGGUGUACGAGCACUGGGUGCCCCUCCUCUCUGCCUCGCUCGUCAUGGCGACCGCCCAGGCUCUCUGGGUCUACGUCUGGAGCUUCAAGUCGGGCGAGCUGCUCGCUCUCGGCGGCAACUCGGGUGUCUUCAUUUAUGACUUCUUCCUCGGCCGCCCUCUGAACCCCACGUUCCCGGGCUUCCCCAACUUUGACAUCAAGACGUUCAACGAAGUCCGCCCGGGAAUCAUUGGCUGGGUUGUGCUCAACAUUUCGUGCGCUUGCGCCCAGUACAAGAAGCACGGCUACGUCUCGGACAGCAUGUGGUCGGUCCUCGCCUUUGAGAUAUAUUAUGCGUUCGACUGCCUCCUCACCGAGCCUGUCAUUCUCAACCAGAUGGACAUUACCACGGACGGUUUCGGCUUCAUGCUCUCGUUUGGCGACCUCACUUGGCUCCCCUUCACAUACGGCCUCCAGGCGCGUUACCUCGUCUUCUCGCCCGUCCACCUCGGCCCAUACUUUACCGCUGCCGUCGUCGCCCUCGAGGUGAUUGGCCUGUACAUUUUCCGCGUGUCCAACAACGAAAAGUCCGACUUCCGCAACGGCAAGAACCCCAAGAACCUGACCUACAUGGAGACCCAGCGCGGUACCCGUCUCCUCACCUCGGGCUGGUGGGGUCGUUCCCGCCACCCCAACUACCUCGGUGACUGGAUCAUGGCCUGGGCUUGGUGCCUGCCCACGGGCUUCAAGAGCCCCGUUCCUUACUUCUACGUCGUCUACUUUGCCGUCCUCCUUGUCCACCGCCAGAUGCGCGACGACGAGGCGUGCAAGGAGAAGUAUGGCAAGGACUGGGACAAGUACUGCAAGCUUGUUCCUUACAAGAUCAUUCCCUACGUCAUUAUCCCCCUCCGAAUCUCGCGUGAUAGCCUGUCGUAG